AUGGCUAACCCUAAAGUUUUCUUUGAUAUGACCGUGGACGACAAACCAGCUGGUCAGAUCGUGAUGGAGCUCUUCGCCGACAUUACACCGCGGACGGCGGAGAACUUCCGGGCCCUCUGUACCGGCGAGAAAGGCAUGGGGAAGUUUGGUAAGCCACUCCACUACAAGGGAUCGGUCAUCUACCGCCCCUAUUCUGUUUUCCAGGGAGGAGAUUUCAACGCAGGGGACGGAUCCGGAGGCGAGUCGAUUUACGAAGAUAGAUUCUUCGAUGAUGAGAACUUCAUCUUGAAGCAUACCGGUCCAGGUGUCCUCUCCAUGUCCAACCGUGGUCCGAACACCAACGGAUCAGUUCUUGAUCAGCAUGCUCAGGAACAGUUCACUCGACCGCCAACACGUCGUGUUCGGCCAAGUUGUUGA
Molecule: messenger RNA, 417 nt
Organism: Thlaspi arvense
Lineage: Eukaryota; Viridiplantae; Streptophyta; Magnoliopsida; Brassicales; Brassicaceae
Source: the annotation of a GenBank genome assembly